AUGAUAUUAGGAAAAACAAAGAAUUCGAUAAAUAUUAGAAACAUAAGUUCUUCAAAACUAUUAACAAAGUCCCCACCAGGCGCUUUAUAUUAUAAUAAUAAUAAUUCAUCAAUUAACAAUAUGACUCGUUUAAAUCAACUUAAAUAUAAUAAUUAUAGUUCAUUCAUUCCUGCUGAUAAAUUAUCUCAAAAAGAUCUUAAUCAAAAGGCAAUUGAAACUGAAUAUGCAGUUAGAGGUCUAAUACCAAUCAAAGCUGAAGAAUUAAGAGAAAAAUUAAAAAAUCAUCCAGAUUCUUUACCUUUUAAAGAAAUUAUAAAUGCAAAUAUUGGGAAUCCACAACAAUUAAAACAAAAACCUUUAACUUUUUAUAGAUCAAUUUUAUCAAUUUUACAAAAUCCAAAAUUAUUAGAAUCUGAUGAAUUCUCUAAAGAUGUUAAAACAAGAUCAAAAAUCUUAUUAAAUAAAAUCGGUUCACUCGGCGCUUAUUCUCAUUCUCAAGGUGUUCCAUAUAUUCGUGAACAAGUUGCUCAUUUCAUUACCAAAAGAGAUAAUGGAGUUCCAGCUCAUCCAGAAAAUAUUUACUUAACAGGUGGUGCUUCUGAUGCUGUUAAAUCAGUUUUUGAAGUUUUAUUAGAUGGUACAAAAGAAUCUGGUGUUUUGAUUCCAAUCCCUCAAUACCCGCUUUAUACUGCACAAAUUACUUUGAAAAAUGCAACUCCAAUCUCUUAUUAUUUAAAUGAAUCUGAUAAUUGGUCAACAAAUCCGGAAGAAAUUGAAAAUUUAGUUUUAGAUUCUAAAAAAUUUGGUAUUAAACCAAAAAUUCUUGUUGUUAUUAACCCAGGAAAUCCAACUGGUGCUAUUUUAUCCAAAUCACAUAUUGAAGAUAUUUUAACAAUUGCAGCAAAAUAUGGGAUUGUUGUUAUUGCAGAUGAAGUUUAUCAAGAAAAUAUCUUUGAAGGUAAAUUCCAUUCUUUUAAAGAAGUUUUAGCUGAUUUACAAAAUAAACAUGGUGAUUUAUAUGAUAAUGUUCAAUUAGUUUCUCUACAUUCAACUUCAAAAGGUGUCACUGGUGAAUGUGGUCAAAGAGGUGGUUAUAUGGAAUGUAUUGGAUUUAAACCUGAAGUUCAUGAAAUUUUCUUAAAAUUAGCUUCAAUCUCUUUAUGUUCUGUUGUUUCUGGUCAGGCUUUAGUGGAAUUAAUGGUUAAUCCACCUAAAAAGGGAGAUGAAAGUUAUGAAUUAGAUCAAAAAGAACGUUUAUCAUUACAUGAAUCUUAUAAAUUUAAAGCUAAUUCACUUUAUGAUAAAUUUUCAUCAUUAGAAAAUAUUGAAGUUUUAAAACCUCAAGGUGCAAUGUAUUUAUUCCCACAAAUUUUCUUAACACCAGGUAUGAUUAAUAGAGCUAAAGAAUUAAACUUAAAACCUGAUGAAUAUUAUUGUUUAGAAUUAUUACAACAUACUGGGAUUUGUGUUGUUCCUGGUUCAGGUUUUGGACAAGUUGAAGGAACAUUCCAUGUUAGAACUACAUUUUUACCACCAGGUGAUGAAUGGAUUGAUCAAUGGGCUCAAUUUCAUAAAGAUUUUUUCAAGAAAUAUCAUAACUAA
This is a messenger RNA of Hansenula ciferrii, 1602 nucleotides long. RefSeq names its product putative alanine aminotransferase. The coding region runs from base 1 to 1602 and encodes 533 amino acids. The transcript has a single exon. Gene Ontology annotation, biological process: biosynthetic process. The record is from RefSeq and is a predicted model, not a curated record. NCBI's taxonomy places the organism in Eukaryota, Fungi, Ascomycota, Saccharomycetes, Phaffomycetales, Wickerhamomycetaceae. Gene Ontology annotation, molecular function: pyridoxal phosphate binding; L-alanine:2-oxoglutarate transaminase activity.